CGCCUUGACAGGAUCCGGCUUGAGCUGAGGCUCGCUCCAGCUGCAGAGGGUGUUUUUGUUAGAAUCACACACUGCGUAAGGAGAACUGCUUAGAAUAGAGCUGUGACCUCAGCCACGAAAUGUGAAUUUAGAUUCUGGGGACGUUAACGGGACGGACUCCUCUCCUACCCUGGCUGGAACAGCGUCGUACCUUGGCGGCACCGUAACUCCUGGUCCAGGCGACGGAAUGGCAGAACUCACUCUUUUCUUUGAUCCAUGAAUUCAAAAUCAUUUUCCGUCAAGUUCCAUCCCCAGUGAACGUCAUAUGGAAUACAUCUCGUCUGUCGUUAAGCAAUGGUGACAUGUCUGUAGCUAUCAGAAAAAGGAGUUGGGAAGAGCAUGUGACCCAAAAGACUGGACAGCCUUUUAAUUCUGAUGAGUAUGACAUAGCAUGUCAUCACGGACUGGCAUCCGACAGCUUGCAGGCAAGUAUGGAAAAAGAUGCAACCUUAAAUGUGGACCAUAAAGAGAAGUGUGCCUCUCUACCAGACUGCUGCUGUGGGCCAGAGCCAAGAGACUUCCCUGGGAGGCCAGUGGGUCACAUUUCACAGGAGGUGGAUGAAAGUGGCAGCCAGGAAGGGGACGAGCAGUUUCUGUCUCUGGAGGCCAGCACAGAGACAUUAGUGCACAUUUCUGAUGAGGAUACUGAUUCUGAUUUCCACCUUACCAGUGAUGCACAGAUUUCAACUCCCCAAAGACAUGAACGAGACAGCCAAUGUAGUAUCGAAGGAGCAGGCUCCUUCCUCAAGACACUGUCCACCAUGCAAAGUAACCAAGACUCAUAUAACUCCUGGAGGAUGGCUGGUGAAGCCGAUGUGUCUCCAGCAGAAGGAAGCGGGGAAAGGCAAGGUGCUGAUGAUGUAACUAAAAGCCUGGAGCUUUGUAAGGAUGUAAAUUCAAAGGAAACAAAUAAUGUGCCCAAAGGAAAUGCAUACGAUUCUUUGAAUGUGGAAGAUACUACACCUGAGACCCAACUGCUUAAUUCUGCCGUAAUCGCGCAACAACGAAGGAAACCUGACUUCCCUAAAGAAGAACAGGAAAGAAAUCACCAGCGCGUAGUAGAAGACGAGUUCCUGGCUGCUCCUUAUGCCGACAGGGUGCUGCCAUUAUUAAAAGCAGAUUGUGGAAGCUGCCUUUUGCAGCCUCCUUCCUGUGCGGGUGGAAUGUCAGCAGAAAGUGACCUGGACAAGAGCGGGUUCUCAGAACAUCAAAACAACAGCCCUCCCAAGGUCAACGCAGGGGAUGGCAUGCAGUGUUUACACUUAAGGGGCCCAGUGACCACCCAGGAGACCAUAGACAAUCAAGUCAGGCUGCGCAAGAGAAAGGACACAAGGGACGAUCGAGACAGGCCACGGCUGGACUCCAUGGUGCUUCUAAUUAUGAAACUGGACCAACUAGACCAAGACAUCGAGAACGCUCUCAGCACUGCCUCCUCCCGAUCCAGCACCCCGACAAACCUGCACCGGCAUGUCCCUGAUCUGGAAUCAGGAUCUGAAAGCGGGACAGAUAGUAUCUCAGUAAACCAGACACAGGUGACUCUGUCUUCUAACACUGACUCCACCGAUUCAUGGUCCGCUCCAGAGAGCAUUUCUGGAACCAAACCCAAGGCAAUGACCUUUUUCGUUGUUGCUCUUGUUGUUGGUGAUGAUGAUGAUGAUGAUGAUGAUGAUGAUGAUGAUAUUUACCUUAAGGAUGUUUAA
Arvicola amphibius (Eurasian water vole) is the source of this 1739-nucleotide messenger RNA. Its product is annotated as rho GTPase-activating protein 7-like. The record is from RefSeq and is a predicted model, not a curated record. Bases 342 to 1739 code for a protein of 465 amino acids. NCBI's taxonomy places the organism in Eukaryota, Metazoa, Chordata, Mammalia, Rodentia, Cricetidae. The transcript has 5 exons.